UUAGUGAAUUGGUAAGACUGCACGUUUGUUGUGAUUGUUUGUUGUGUAGAUUUAGAUGAUGCUUCUGAGCUGAGAUUAAAAAAAGCCAAACAAAUAUUCAGUUCUUACGGUUAUAACUCAAAAUGAAACGUAAAAGUUUAAGGAAAAGCGAAAAUGCCGCCGAUGAAAAAAAUGGAAAUGCGGAAAACUCAGAUGAACCCCUAGAGAAGAAGGGCAGGAAUAGCAGAGGCAGGAAUAAAGACAAACAGCCGUCUUAUGAAGAAACUUCUGAAAAUGAGAGGGGCUCUCAGACUAGUGAAGCUUCUGAUUCCCCCAGUCAAAAUGGGAACCAAAAAAAGAAAGGAAAAAAACCAAAGGGGAAAAAAUCAAAAGAAGUGGACCAAGAGAAUCAGGAAGAAGAACCAGAGACUGGCUCCCAGUCUAGUGAAAGUCAAGAUACAGAUUCCCCCAGUCAAAAUGGCACCCAAAAGAAGAAAGGAAAAAAAGGAAAAAAAUCAAAAGAAGAUGAAAAAGAAAAACCACAGGUAUCAGAGGUAGAAACUGACCCCUUGGGUGAUGAUCAAGAUGAUGAUGCUGACGAUGCUGAAUAUGAGGUUGAUGAGAUUGUAGGUGAAAAAACAAUCAAGGGAGUAAAGCACUUUUUAAUCAGAUGGAAGGGGUACACCGAAGAAAGUGACACUUGGGAACCAGAAGACACACUGGACUGCAGUGACCUUAUUAAGGCUUUCCAGGAAAAGAACAAGAAAUCUUCGAAGAAGGAUACUCCAAAGGGGAAGAUUAAGAAAGAAAAAAGAUCAGAACAAAAAGAUUCAGUGGAAGAUUCCUGGGAUGAAAAUGAUGAUUUUGAGGUUGAACGCAUAAUAGACGUAUACUUCCACAAAGACGGCUCUAAAGACUUUUUGGUAUCUUGGAAAGGCUAUCCCGCGUCAGAUAACUCUUGGGAGCCAGAGGCCAAUAUGGAUUGUAAAGACCUCAUAGCAAAAUAUAUGGCAAAAUGUGAUGAGGCCAAAAAAUUCGAGGGCAAAGAAUCUAAAUUGAGGGUAAACAGGAAACCUGUGGAAAGACUGGCGUUUUCGAUGCACGAAAAAGAAAGAAGAUUAAGCAAGAGACACACUGGGAGGGAAAGAGUGCAUUACUUUGAUGCGGAGUAAAAUUACUCAUGAUUAAAUGCAAGGUAGCCAUUAGAUUUAAGGUUUGUUUUUUUCAGUCUUAGGUAUUAGUGCCACUCUGGAAGUGUUGUUAGAAGUAUCUAAUGCUACACUUUUACCAAGACUAGCUAAUAAAUUUUUCUAUAAAUUUUGUUACAUUUUUUCAAUGUAUUUAUUUCAUAAUUCAAGUAUUGUAAUUGUAAUGGAUAGUGAUGAGAUUUUUUUUCAUUAUGCAUAUAACUUCUAUUAUAUUAAGUUAUGAGAACGCCGUUAUCUAACAUUAUCAAAUAUCAUUAUAGGCAGAGUAAAUCAGCUAUUCUAGAAGCAUAUUUUGUAUGUUAAAACCCCACUGUCUUAUUAUAAUAGAAGUACUUAGAGGUAAUGUGUAUGAAAAAUAAAUUACUUUACUUAUGAAAUUA
Messenger RNA from Anthonomus grandis grandis, 1567 nucleotides. Its product is annotated as chromodomain-helicase-DNA-binding protein 2-like. The record is from RefSeq and is a predicted model, not a curated record. Gene Ontology annotation, molecular function: chromatin binding. The transcript is spliced from 8 exons. Gene Ontology annotation, biological process: chromatin organization; negative regulation of transcription by RNA polymerase II. Gene Ontology annotation, cellular component: pericentric heterochromatin. Lineage: Eukaryota; Metazoa; Arthropoda; Insecta; Coleoptera; Curculionidae. The coding region runs from base 123 to 1151 and encodes 342 amino acids.